Messenger RNA from Funneliformis geosporum, 1707 nucleotides. The record is from the annotation of a GenBank genome assembly. Lineage: Eukaryota; Fungi; Glomeromycota; Glomeromycetes; Glomerales; Glomeraceae.
AUGGCACAUAGUUUUUUGCAUUCAUCAAAUAGAUCUUCAAAUAAAAAAUACAAAUUUUACAAAUUUCAAUAUGAAACUUCGUCAAAUAUCAAAGUAUUUCAUGGGUAUUUAAAUCCAUCAUGGAAUUAUUCUAUCAUAUCAUUAAAUAGAUUAUCAGACCACGGAUUAGACAUUUCUAGAAUUAAACUUAAACCAAUAACAAGUUAUACUAUUACAAGAGAUAAUAAAUUGAAAAAUAUUGUUGGUAUUUGUGAAUUAUCGAUUAUAUUUGAGAACAAUGGUGUUCGAGAGAGAAAUGAUGGAAGUAUUGGUGGAUCUACUUAUUCGUAUAAUUAUGAAAAAGUUGAAAAGAAAAUAAGAGAAGUUUUGGUAUUGAAAGAAUCUAAUGUGGAAUUUAGAUUAGGAAAUGAUUUUAUUAAUGAUUAUAAUAUUGAUAUUGAACCUAAUAUUAAAGGGAAGUUUACUCAUCAAUUGAGAUUUGAAGAUGGCGUUACUGUGGGUUUAAAAGUGACUGAAACUGAUGUAGAACGUGACGAGGAAAUGAGUGAUGAAGAUUAUGUCAAUGAGAACAAUAAAAGCACAGACGACAAGAUUAAAGAGAAUUCAGAGCACAUAUUUAAAAAUUCUUUGUUCAAAUUGAUUUCUCGAAUAGGAUUAUCUAACCUUUUCAUUCUAUUUCUAAUUUCGACAAUUUUAAUUUUGUAUAAUUUUGAUACUAAGUCUCAAUCAUUAGUUGAGGAAUUACUUAUUAUACCUUACAAAUUGCCUGAACCUGGGAUACAAAAUCAACUUGAAAGCUAUGCAAGAAAAUUAAAAACCACCACAUCAUUUUUUGAAUUAUACGAACUGAAUCAACAUCAAAUUCCGUCAAAUGAAACAUCAAAAACACAAAAAGAAGAGGAAAAACGAGGACAAGAGUUAUACUCGCAUCUAGUAGAAUUUACGACAAGCGUAGAUAAUACAUCAAGAAUGUUAUUGGAUAUGUAUUAUCAAGAAUCAUCGUACCUUUGGUUAUUUCAGCAAAAUAUUAAAAGAUUAUUAAAAUAUUUUCCGUUAAAAAAAGGAUCUAGUUUUCUCUUGAUAGUACUUAUUACAGGAGGAAGUGAUUAUUUUCCAUUAACAAACAAUUUCGACGAAUUAAUCGAUGAUAUUGAUGAAGUUAUUAUUAAUAAUAUUGAUUCAGUAAUGAGAGAAGUGGACAAAGCACAAAAUUACCAUGAUGCGAUUAUUCUUCAAAUAGAAAAAAUGAAAAUCGAAUUAGAAAAAUUUAUUAUAGACAGUAGUAAACCAUUUUCUUCUUGGUUAAAUGCUUUAAUAAGAUUUGCUAAGAUAAAAGGUGGAAAAAUUGAUAAUUUAGGCGAAGUAGAUUAUGACACGGCUUUAAAGGUUGAAAAAUUAUUAAUAGCUUUAAACAUUGAUUUAUUUGAAAUUUCGACUUUUUUUACAUUUUUAAAAGUUUAUUUAGACAAUCAUUUAAAUGAUUUAUUGUUAUUUUCUGAACAUUUUAGGAUAACUAAAAUUACAAAGAAAAUAACUGAAUCUGAAAUUAAUGUAAUUCAAAAACAUUUAGACAAAUUACAAAAUAAUCAUAAAGCUAUAUUUGAUACCAUUUUGGCGACGGUGGACAAUGAUAGUGAUAAUGAAUCUUUGGUUGGGUGUAGAAUUAAAAAAAAAAUUAAUCAAAGCAUAUUCGAAUGUAGUGAUUAA